CUUCUCGCCUACAUCUACGUCCUCUUUCUGCUUGCUAUAGCCGGCCUGUGUCUUCAGACCUGGGUGACCCACGACGCGUUCGUUAUCCACGGCGCUUUCCGCGGGGGACCUCUUGCAUAUUUGGCCCAACAAACGCGCCACCCCGCUCAUGUGGCAAUGACCACAAUAUACAUAAUCUUGAACUGGUUCGCAGACGGAAUGCUGCUGUACCGGGCAUACGUACUUUGGCGGUACUCUAAAUACGUGGUGACAGGGUGUAUUCUGACGCUUGUAGCUCUAAUUGGCGUAGGCGGCUUCUUCAUCCACACUGUUGCGAAGGCCGGUCUCGAUCUCUGGACGGGCGGCGAAUUCACGCCUUGCAUAGCCUACCUCUCGCUUUCGUUCUCAAUCAACCUUGUGCUCACAGUAGGCAUCGUCGGGCGAUUGAUGUACAUCCGUCAUGAACUUGGAAGCACCCUUGGGUCGGAAGCAGCGCAGGUGUACACCUCCAUUGCGGCAAUGCUCGUCGAGAGCGCAGCGCCGUAUACAUUGGUAUCUUUACUUGCUAUCAUCUCGUGCGCGCGACGCAUCCCGAUGCAAGAUGCGCUCCUGCCGAUGCUAGGCCAGCUUCAGGCCAUCUCACCGAUCAUGGUCGUCUACCGUGUGGCGUCGGGUCGUGCCGUGGCUCGCGAAUCU
This is a messenger RNA of Trametes versicolor FP-101664 SS1, 675 nucleotides long. RefSeq lists its product as uncharacterized. NCBI's taxonomy places the organism in Eukaryota, Fungi, Basidiomycota, Agaricomycetes, Polyporales, Polyporaceae. The transcript is spliced from 5 exons. The record is from RefSeq and is a predicted model, not a curated record. The annotation marks the transcript as partial.